Molecule: messenger RNA, 14397 nt
Organism: Pseudopodoces humilis (Tibetan ground-tit)
Lineage: Eukaryota; Metazoa; Chordata; Aves; Passeriformes; Paridae
Gene: SVEP1
Product: sushi, von Willebrand factor type A, EGF and pentraxin domain containing 1
Molecular function (GO): calcium ion binding
Source: RefSeq, a predicted model, not a curated record
UACAUCAAUGUAUAUGUUUGCGUACACAUGUCCAUGUACAUAUGCAAGUGCUUUCCCUGUCUUUUAUGCACACACCCUUGUGGACACUCACCCCACAUAUCUGGACACCUCGCUGUCAUUUCUGUGAGAUGUACAUAAAUGAAGUAUUGCUACAUCUUGAAAGUUGAAAAACCGAGUCCUCAGGCUGCUGAAGUGCAAGAAGUCAACAAGAGAGGGGGACUGUGACAGAGCCAGGAGAGAGACCAGAGCAUAUGGACCCUUCAAACCUCCCAGCCGCAGGCUCAUCCUCCCCGCAAAACAAAGAGCUAAAUUAACCACGAUUAAUUCAGCACGUUUCAGUGCAAGCCCUCACUCCGUCCCCGCGAACAGCGGCUCCAACCCGCGCGGCGAGGGAGCGGAAAAGGCGCUCCUCACUUUUCGGGGGGUCCUGCCUUUCCGCUCCCCUUCGCUUCUGCUCGGCGCGUUUCCAGUGACCGCCACCCUCCCCGCUGUCGGGCUGUCCCCUGCCAGCCGUGUGGGACCCAUCGGGGCGGGACGGGGCUGCGGGAGGCGGGGAGGGACGCGGGGGGAGAACGCUUCCGAAAGGCGAGGAGGGGAAAACGGAGAGAGGGGCGUGCGAGGGGCAGCGCCUCAGCCGCGGGGGAUUAAAGGGCGCGGAUACCUGCGGGGGCCGGCGGGGAGGCCGGCAGGGAGACAGAGAGGCAAGCAGGCAGAGAGGCAGGCCGGACGCCCCUCCGAGUAGAGAGGAGGUGGGGCGUCAGGGGACGACCAGCAGCUCUUCUCCCGCGGCUGCCGGCGUCUCCCCGCGCCCGCCGCCACGCCAUGUGGCCCCUGGUGGCUCUCUGCUGCUGGGGGGGACUGUCGCUGUCCCUGUCGCCGUCGGCGCCGCAGGGCCGGCCGGGCGGCCAGCCGGGCGCCCUCCUCCGCGCCCCAACUUUCGCGUCGCCUUCCCUGGAGGCGCCGGCGCUUCCCGACACGACGGAGAGCAAAGUGGAGAAGCUGGGGCGCGCCUUCAAGCGCCAGGUGCGGCGUCUGCGGGCGCGCAGCGGACGGCUGGAGCUGGUGUUCCUGGUGGACGAGUCGUCCAGCGUGGGUCCGGCCAACUUCCUCAGCGAGCUGCGCUUCGUCAAGAAGCUGCUCUCCGACUUCCCCGUGGUGCCCGCGGCCACGCGCGUCGCCAUCGUCACCUUCUCCUCGCGCAGCAACGUGGUGCCACGCGUGGACUACAUCUCGCGGCGGCGGCCGCAGCAGCACAAGUGCGCCCUGCUGGGACGAGAGAUCCCCGCCAUCGCCUACCGCGGCGGCGGCACCUACACCAAGGGCGCCUUCCAGCAGGCGGCGCAAAUAUUACGGCAUGCCCGUGGAAAUGCUACGAAAGUGAUAUUUCUCAUUACUGAUGGCUAUUCCAAUGGGGGAGACCCGAGACCCAUUGCAGCAUCCUUGCGUGAACUUGGAGUGGAGAUCUUCACCUUUGGGAUAUGGCAGGGGAACAUCCGAGAGCUGAAUGAUAUGGCAUCCCACCCAAAAGAAGAUCACUGUUACCUUCUUCACAGUUUUACAGAGUUUGAGGCUCUGGCACGCAGAGCCCUUCAUGAAGACCUGCCGUCUGGUAGCUAUAUCCAAGAAGAUAUAUCGCAUUGUUCAUACCUGUGCGAGGCAAACGAAAACUGCUGUGACAUCAUGGCAAGCUGUAAAUGUGGCACCCACACUGGCCAGUUCGAGUGUAUCUGUGAAAAAGGGUACUACGGGAAAGGACUACAGCAUGAGUGUACAGCUUGUCCACCAGGAACGUACAAGCCUGAAGGUUCACCAGGUGGAAUCAGCACUUGCAUCUCAUGUCCUGAUGAGAAUCAUACUUCUCCACCAGGAAGUACAUCCCUUGAGGAUUGCACAUGCCAGGAGGGAUAUCGUGCUGUAGGACAAACCUGUGAAGUUGUUCACUGCCCUGAACUGAAGCCCCCAGAAAAUGGUCACUUUGUCCAGAAUGUCUGCAACAAUUACUUUAAUGCUGCCUGUGGAAUCCGAUGCAAAGCAGGAUUUGAUCUCGUGGGAAGCAGCAUUCGGCUUUGUCAACCAAAUGGGCAGUGGUCUGGAUCAGAAGCUACUUGCAGAGUUCGAACAUGUCCCAGACUUCAGUCUCCUCAAAAUGGACACAUUAAUUGUUCAACAGCUGAUAUUUCCUAUAAGACAGUAUGUUUUGUGACCUGCAAUGAGGGCUAUGAAAUUGAAGGAAACAGCAAACUCACCUGCCAGGGAACCUCUCAGUGGGAUUCAAAGGAACCAAAGUGUGUGGAAAAGCGUUGUCCCAUCCUCCAGAAACCAGCAGGUGUGACAGUUCUCCCUCCCACAUGUGGGCUGGAGCCCACCAUUUCUGGGACUGUGUGCCAGCUGAGCUGUCCCCAGGGAUUCAUCCUGUCUGGAGCUAGAGAAGAAAUAAGGUGCAUUUCAUUUGGGAGAUGGAGUGCAAACAUCCAGGAAGCUCUGUGUAAAGAUAUUGAAGCGCCUCGGAUUCACUGCCCGGACAAUAUUGAGACUGUGACUCUGGAACACCAUAACUCUGCUAAUAUCAGCUGGCAGGUACCAACAGCUGAGGAUAACUCUGGUGAAGAGGUCUCAGUUCAUGUUACCCCUGCUUACAUACCACCAUUUCUUCUCCCAAUUGGCGAAGUUGACAUUACUUACACAGCAACUGAUAAGUCAGGCAAUGAAGCAAGGUGCACAUUCAAUAUCAAGGUUAUUGACACAGAACCUCCUGUAGUUGACAGAUGCAGAUCUCCACCACCCAUGCAAGCAGCAGAGAAUGACUACCCAGCAACAUGGGAAGAACCAGAAUUUUCAGACAAUUCAGGCGGUCCACUGACUGUCACUAGGAGUCAUGCACCUGGAGAUCUCUUUCCCAAAGGAGAGACAACAGUCCAGUACACAGCUGUAGAUCCUUCUGGCAAUAACAGGACAUGUGAGAUCCACAUUGUCAUCAAAGGUUCUCCCUGUGAAGUUUCCUUUGAGCCUGUGAAUGGUGAUUUUAUAUGCACAUCAGAUGAAGCAGGAGUUAAUUGCUCAUUGCACUGUGCAGAGGGUUACAGCUUUGCAGAAGGAUCAAGUGAAAACUACUAUUGUGCAUAUGAUGAUGGUCUCUGGAAGCCACCUUAUUCUCCAGAGUGGCCUAGCUGCUCUUUAAAUCGUUUUGCAAACCAUGGAUUCAAAUCCUUUGAAAUGCUCUACAAAGCAACGCGAUGUGAUGACAACAGUCUCCUAAACAGCUUUACUGAUGCAUUUCAGAGUGCACUUGGUAAAAUGGUCCCAUCAUUCUGUAAUGAUGUCGAUGAUAUUGACUGCAGAUUGGAAGAUCAGACACAGAAGCACUGCUUGGAAUAUAAUUAUGAUUAUGAAAAUGGAUUUGCCAUUGGACCUGCUGGCUGGGGAACAGCAAACCACCUGGAUUAUUCCUAUGGUGAUUUUGUUGAUGCAGUAGAAGGAGAAGACUUAUCCAAGCAUCUCUCUGCCUCUGUAAAGGCAGCACCUGCUCGGGUCAAAAGACAUAAGCUGAAUGUUCCGAUGACUGACCAAAAAAUCAAGUUAAUAUUUAACAUCACAGCUAGCGUGCCACUGCCUGAUGAAAGGAAUGAUACAUUGGAACUGGAAAACCAGAGACGGCUCCUUAAAACUCUGGAAAUGAUCACAAACAGGCUGAAUAGAACUCUUAAUAAGGAACCCAUGUAUUCUUUUCAGUUUGCAUCUGAACUCAUUGUAGCUGACACCAACUCACUGGAGACUGAGAAGGCCUUUCUCUUCUGCAGGCCUGGUUCUGUGCUGAGAGGGAGAAUGUGUGUCAACUGCCCUUUGGGUACCUAUUACUCCCUGGAGCAUCUUACCUGUGAAAGCUGCUGGACUGGAUCCUAUCAAGAUGAGGAAGGGCAGCUGGAAUGCAAAAGCUGUCCAUCUGGCAGCUAUACUGAGUAUCUACACUCUAGAAGCAUCUCUGAGUGCAAAGCUCAGUGCAGGCAGGGAACAUAUUCACCUAAUGGUCUUGAGACAUGUGAAACAUGUCCACUUGGAACAUACCAGCCAUCAUUUGGAUCCAGGAAUUGCAUCUCUUGUCCAGAAAAUACAUCAACAGUAAAAAGAGGUGCAGUGGAUGUCUCAGCUUGUGGAGUACCAUGUCUUGCAGGCGAGUUCUCUCGCACAGGUUUGGCACCCUGCUACCCUUGUCCCAGAGACUACUAUCAACCAGACCCAGGGAAGUCCUACUGCUUGUCUUGUCCCUUCUAUGGAACAACAACUGUUAUCGGUGCCAGAUCCAUCACAGACUGUUCAAGUUUUGGCUCUACUUUUUCAGCAGCUGAAGAAAGUAUUAUGAUGGUACCAGCCUUCCCGGAAAAUAUCAGCAAGCGGUACAAAGUCAGCAGCCAGGUCUUUCAUGAGUGUUUUCUGGAACCAUGCCACAAUAAUGGGACAUGCAAGCAAUUGGGAAGUGGAUAUAUUUGCAUAUGCCCGCUUGGAUAUACAGGCUUGAAAUGUGAAACACAAGUUGAUGAGUGUAAAUCAUCUCCUUGUCAAAACAAUGGGAUAUGCAAAGAUGGCAUUGGGACCUUUGUUUGCCACUGUCAACCAGGCUAUUCAGGUCUCUUGUGCGAGGAAGACAUAAAUGAAUGUAGCUCCAGUCCAUGUUUGAAUGGAGCCCACUGUGUUGAUGGCAAGAAUGGCUACCACUGCACGUGUGCAAAAGGGUUCACAGGUGAUCACUGUGAAAGGGAGAUGAAUGAAUGCCUUUCAAACCCAUGUCUUAAUAGGGCUGUUUGUGAAGAUCGAGUUGGAAGUUUCUCCUGCAAAUGUCUCCCAGGUUUUACUGGUGUCUUGUGUGAAAGAAACAUUGAUGAGUGUCUCAGCAGACCCUGUAGGAAUGGAGCUACAUGCAGAGAUGGUAUCAACAGCUUCAGGUGUCUGUGUGUGACAGGGUACACAGGACUGAACUGUGAAGUGAACAUCAAUGACUGUGACUCCAGUCCCUGCUUAAACCAAGCCACCUGUGUGGAUGCCUUGAACUCGUACGUUUGUAAAUGUCCCCCUGGCUUUACAGGCAGCAGGUGUGAAACAGAACAGUCCUCUGGUUUCAAUCUUGAUUUUGAAGUCUCUGGUAUCUAUGGAUACGUCAUGCUUGAUGGUGUUUUACCAUCUCUUGGUGACAUCACCUGUACAUUCUGGAUGAGAUCCACUGAUACCACAAACUACGGGACUCCCAUUUCUUAUGCAGUAGAGAAUGGAAGUGAUAAUGCAUUUCUUCUGACUGAUUACAAUGGCUGGGUGCUUUAUGUGAAUGGGAAGGAGAAGAUAACAGACUGUCCCUCAGUGAACGAUGGUAACUGGCAUCACAUCGCCGUGACAUGGACGUGCACAGAUGGGGCAUGGAAGGUGUACAUCGACGGAAAACUGUCCGAUGGAGGCAGCGGGCUUUCUGUUGGAUCAAAAAUCCCUGGUGGUGGUGCACUUGUGCUGGGUCAAGAGCAAGAUCAAAAAGGAGAAGGAUUCAACCCAGCUGAAUCUUUUGUGGGCUCCAUCAGCCAGCUUAACAUUUGGGAUCAUGUACUUUCUCCACAGCAGGUAGAAUCUCUGGCUACAUCCUGUCCAGAAGAACUGCAAAAAGGAAAUGUACUAGCCUGGCCAGAUUUCCUGCCAGGAGUUGUUGGAAGAGUGAAGAUAGAUUACAAGAGUAUAUUUUGUGCUGAUUGUCCAUCUUUGCAAGGAUCCAUACCUCAUCUGAGGGCCUCUUCUGCUGAUGUAAAGCCAGGGUCAAAAGUGAGCCUUUCCUGUGACCCAGGAUUCCAGAUAGUGGGAAACUCUGUUCAACACUGCCUUAACCUGGGACAGUGGACCCGGCCUUUUCCCCGCUGUGAAAGAAUCAGCUGUGGAGUGCCUCCAACUUUAGAAAAUGGAUUUUAUUCAGCUGAGGACUUUUUUGCUGGCAGUACUGUUACCUAUCACUGUAACAGUGGCUACUAUUUGUUGGGUGACUCCAGGAUGCUCUGCCUGGACAAUGGAAGCUGGAACAGCAUUUCCCCAUCUUGCCUUGAUGUUGAUGAAUGCGCUGUUGGAUCAGACUGUGAUGGGCACGCAUCUUGUCUCAAUACAAAUGGAUCCUAUGUUUGCACUUGCAUCCCUCCUUACACAGGAGAUGGUAAAAAAUGUGCAGAACCCGUGAAAUGCCAUAAUCCGGGAAAUCCAGAGCAUGGCCAUGUAUAUGGGGAUACUUACAGUGUUGGCAGUCAAGUAACAUUUUCCUGCGAAGAAGGGUUCCAGCUGACAGGAGAAAUGAAACUUACUUGCAUGGAGUCCGGAGAGUGGAGCCACCCAAUGCCCUACUGUGAAGCUAUAUCCUGUGGUGCUCCAGUUAUUCCAGAGAACAGUGCCAUUUUUGGCUCAAAUUUUACAUACCAUAAUAAGGUGGUGUACAGAUGCAAUGAUGGAUACAACUUAGUGGGUGAAAAGGAAAUUCUGUGCCUUGCUAGUGGCAUUUGGAAUCAUGGUCCUCCCUCCUGUGAAAUGGUGACAUGCCCUAGCCCACAGGACAUCAGCAAUGGAAAAUACACACUCAGUGGCACAGCCUACCUUUCUUCUGUAUCAUACAGCUGUGACAAUGGAUAUAGCCUUCAGGGACCUUCUGUACUCAUCUGUGCAUCUUCAGGGAACUGGAACAGCACACCACCAGCUUGCAACGUUGUGUCUUGUGGAUCCCCUCCUGCCAUCAAAGAUGCACUCAUCAGUGGAGAUAACUUUACUUUUGGAAACACAGUCUCUUACACGUGUAAGGAAGGUUACACAUUAGUUGGCCCUGAAACCAUAGAGUGCUUAGCCAGCGGCAAGUGGAGUGUGAGCCACCAGCAGUGCCUGGCAGUGUCCUGUGAUGAGCCACCCCAUGUGGAAAAUGCAUCACCAGAGAGUGGCCACCGCCUCUUUGGUGAUAUAGCUUAUUACUUCUGCUUGGAUGGUUACAGCCUGGCUGAUAACUCUCAGCUGCUUUGCAAUGCAAAAGGGAAGUGGGUGCCUCCAGAGGGCAGGGACAUGCCCCACUGCAUAGCUGAUUUCUGUGAAAAGCCAUCCACCGUCUCAUACAGCAUCCUGGAGUCCAUUAGUAAAGCCAAGUUUGCAGCUGGCUCUGUCGUGAGCUUCAAGUGCAUGGAAGGCUUUGUUCUGAACACUUCGGCCAAGAUCGAAUGCCUUCGAGGGGGCCAGUGGAAUCCUUCUCCUCUGAGCAUCCAGUGCAUCCCUGUUCGCUGCGGAGAGCCUCCCCACAUUAGCAAUGGCUAUGCCAGUGGGUCCAACUACAGCUUUGGAGCAGUGGUGGCUUACAGCUGCAACAAGGGCUUCUACAUCAAGGGAGAGAAGAAGCGGACCUGUGAGGCCACUGGCAACUGGAGUGGCAGUCUGCCCACAUGCCACCCAGUGUCCUGUGGAGAACCACCACAGCUUGAGAAUGGCUUUAUUAAGGAAACCACCGGACACUUCUUUGAAAAUCAGGCAAAUUAUCAGUGUGACUCUGGUUACCAGAUGGUCGGGAGCCCAGUGUUUACCUGCCAAGCAAAUCGGCAAUGGUACAGUGAAUCACCUCCUUACUGUGCUCCCCUCAGCUGUGGAAAACCACCAUCCAUCCAGCAUGGCUUCUCCAAAGGAGAAACUUUUGAUAUGGGCUCCAAAGUUGAGUUCUUCUGUGAUGAAGGCUAUGAGCUGAUUGGAGAUGUUUCAUGGACCUGCCAAAAGUCUGGGAAAUGGAGCAAAAAGCAAAGCCCCAAAUGUGUGCCAACAAAAUGUCCAGAGCCACCCCUGGCAGAAAAUCAGCUGGUCUUGAGAGAAGUGUCUUACCAAGUCGGUGUUGUACAGUUCUCCUGCAAGGAGGGUUAUGUUUUGCAUGGCUCCUCUGUACUGAAAUGCUUGCCCUCCCAGCAGUGGAAUGAUUCCUUUCCCUUCUGCAAGGUUGUACAGUGUUCUGCACCUCCCUAUAUCCCCUUUGGGGACCCCUUGAGUUCAUCCCUUCAUUUUGGCAGCACUGUGAAAUACAUCUGCGUGGAUGGGUUUCUGCUGAAGGGUGAGCCCACCAUCAGAUGCCAGGCUGAUGGUUCAUGGAGCUUGCCUUUGCCAGAAUGUAUUCCCGUGGAGUGUCCUCAACCAGAAGAAAUUCAGAAUGGCAUAGUGGAUGUGCAGGGCCUCACCUUCCUCAGCACAGCCCUCUAUACAUGUAAACCAGGUUUCGAACUGCUAGGGAACACAACUGUCCUCUGUGGAGAAGAUGGACAGUGGCUUGGGGGAAGGCCGGUUUGCAAACCUAUUCAGUGCCCAAGGCCUAAGAAGAUCCCCAAUGGCAAAUACUCAUUCACAAGUUUCCAUUAUGGGCAGACAGUCAGGUAUUUCUGUGACAGAGGCUUCCAGCUCCAAGGGGAGGAAACACUGAGGUGCCUGGAAACUGGAGAGUGGAGUACAGAGGUUCCCUCUUGCAAGGCCAUAAAUUGCCAGCCUCCUCAGCCCAUUGAGAAUGGCUUUGUGGAGGGUGCAGAUUAUAGCUACGGGGCCAUGGUCAUUUACAGCUGUGUGCCAGGCUUCCAGCUGUCAGGCCUUGCCAUGCAGACCUGUGAGGAAUCGGGGUGGUCUAGCUCCACACCAACCUGCCUUCCGACAGACUGUGGCCUGCCUCCUCACAUUGACUUCGGAGAGUACCUGCAGCUGGGACAUGGGGAAAGGCGUUCUGACCAGGAGGGUGUUACGGAGAAUCCCUCCCUUUCACAUAUGUUGCUGGCUGACAACAUGAAAGACUUCAAAAGUUCCUUGAAGGAGGACAGUGCAAUGCAGCUCACCACUUUCUUAUUUGGAACUGUCAUCUUAUACACCUGUUACUCCGGCUACGAGCUGCUGGGAAACCCUCUUCUAGCUUGCCAAGAAGACGGGGCUUGGAACGGCACUGCCCCUGCCUGUGUUUCGAUAGAGUGCACCUUGCCAUCCCCCCCAGAGAACGGGUUUUUGCACGUCACAGAGAACACGCUCGGGAGCGCAGUGCGGUACACCUGCAGGCCAGGAUUCACUCUGGUUGGCUCUGACACACGGCUGUGUUUGCCGAGUCGGCAGUGGAGUCACACUGCUCCUUACUGCAAAGCAAUAAUGUGCAAUUCACCCACCCGCCUUUUGAAUGGGAAGAUAAGAGGGGAAAACUACACGUAUGGGAGUGUUGUCCACUAUGAGUGUGAUCCUGGUUACCAGUUAAAUGGCCCCUCAGAGAGGAGAUGCCAAGAGAGCCAGAAAUGGGAUGGCAGUGAGCCAAUCUGCAUUCCUGUGUCCUGCAGCCCACCACCAGUUUUGGAGAACGGUCAGGUAACUGGAGAGGACUACACGUUCCAGAGACAGACAGAGUACAGCUGCAACGAGGGUUUCCUGUUAGAUGGGGAUCAGAGUAGAGUCUGCCUUGCAAAUGGAAGCUGGAGUGGAAUCACUCCAGUCUGCAAAGCUGUGACCUGUCCUGUGCCACUGCCUCUUCCCAAUGGGAGAACUACUGGCUCAGAUUUCAGCUUUAAUAAAGAAGUGCACUAUCACUGCAAUGACGGUUAUAGCCUGCAAGGACCAUCCACGCUUACCUGUCAGAGUGAUGGUACCUGGGACUCAGAAGCUCCACACUGUGAGCCAGUCUUUUGUGGACCCCCUGAAGACAUCUCCCAUGGCUUUCUGAAUGGCUCAGCCUUUACUUACGGGGAAUUUGUCCAAUACAUAUGCUUCCGUGGUUAUGAGCUGCAUGGCAAUCCCUUACGGCAAUGCCUGUCCAAUGGCUCCUGGAGUGGAAGGCUUCCGUCUUGCCUACCAUGUCUGUGUCCUACACCACAGAUUCAGAAUGGAGUCGUUCUUGGUACAGAUUUCAACUGUGGGAUAAGUGUCCAGUUUCAAUGCCUGGAGGGUUUCAAACUGCUGGGGCCUUCUGAGGUCACCUGUGAGGCAGCUGGCAAAUGGAGUUCUGGGUUUCCUCGCUGCGGACAGGUUUCCUGUGGUGCUCCACCCAUCAUCCCAAACACAUUUAUCAAUGGGAGCAGCUCUGAAGAUGAGAACACAAUCAUCUAUACCUGCUUGACAGGUUUUGUCAUGAAGGGAGCUCCAGAACUGACUUGUGUGGAGACUGGUGUGUGGAAGAAGCCAUACCCGAGCUGUGAGCUCUUAAGCUGUGGCCCACCACCAUCUGUCCCAAAUGCAGAGGUUCUUGGGAACACUUACACCUAUGGAAGUAAGGUCCAGUACAGAUGUCUGGAAGGCUACACAAUGGCAACAGAAGUGGAUGUAUGCACUUGCAAGGAAGAUGGACAAUGGUCCCCUCAAAGUAUUUCCUGUUGCCCCAGAAAGUGUCCCCUUCCAGGAAAUAUCACUAAUGUAAUCGCACUUGGGAACAACUUCACUGUGAACACAAGCAUCACUUUGUCAUGUGUAGAGGGCUACACUCUGGUGGGAGCAAGCACAUCUACAUGCAAGGAAAAUGGUGUUUGGAUGCCACCAUUUUCUGAUGACAUCUGCAGUCCUGUGUCCUGUGGAACUCCAGAAUCUCCAGAGCAUGGAUUUGUGGUUGGCACUAAAUACAAUUACAAAGAUGUGUCUCUUUAUAAAUGUGACUCUGGCUAUGAAUUACAAGGUGAUGCAGAACGGACUUGCCAAGAAGACAAGCUUUGGAGUGGUACUGUGCCAGUGUGCAGAAGAAUAUCAUGUGGACCCCCAGACAUGAUAGAAAAUGGAUCUGUUCAGGGAGAGGAGUUCCUGUUUGGCAGUGAAGUUUUUUACAGCUGUGACCCUGGCUUUGAGCUACAGGGGCCAAGCAGAAGGAUUUGCCACGUUGACAAAAAGUGGAGCCCUUCCGCCCCUACAUGCAUGCAAAUUACUUGUGGAUUGCAUCCCUCCGUUGAAAAAGCAGAGGCCAUUUCUACUGGAAGCACAUACAGAAGUAAUGUAACCUUUGUGUGCAGCUCUGGAUACCAUCUUGUUGGGCCCCAGAAUAUCACGUGUCUUGCCAAUGGGAGCUGGAGUAAACCCUUGCCAUUGUGUGAAGAGACCAGAUGCAAAAUUCCAGUUUCCUUGCUGAAUGGGAAAGCAGUUUAUGAAAACAAUACGGUUGGCAGUACAGUAACAUAUCUCUGUGAGAAGGGAUUCAGCUUGGAAGGAGAACCAGCAGCAGAGUGCACAAGAGAUGGAAGAUGGAGUAAUCCCUUGCCUCUCUGUAAACCAAACCCUUGUCCUGUACCUUUCAUAAUCCCAGAGAAUGCCAUUCUGUCGGAGGUGGAUUUUCAUGUUGGCCAGAAUGUAUCCAUCAGGUGCAGGGAAGGCUACCAGCUGAAAGGGCAGUCUGUGAUCACCUGUAAUGCUGAUGAGACCUGGACUCCAGCCACAGCUAAGUGUGAGAAGAUAUCCUGCGGUCCCCCAGCUCCUGUGGAGAAUGCUCUGAUUCGUGGUAGCUUCUAUCAGUAUGGAGACAUGAUCACCUAUUCGUGCUACAGUGGGUACGUGCUGGAGGGGCCCCUGCGGAGCAUUUGUUUGGAAAAUGGAACAUGGACAACACCACCUACCUGCAAAGCUGUCUGUCGGUUCCCAUGCCAGAACGGUGGCAUCUGCGAGCGACCGAACGCCUGCUCGUGUCCAGAUGGCUGGAUGGGCCGUCUCUGCGAAGAGCCAAUAUGCAUUCUGCCAUGUCUCAACGGAGGUCGCUGUGUGGCCCCUUACCAGUGUGACUGCCCCCUCGGAUGGACUGGAUCACGCUGCCAUAUGGCUGUUUGCCAGUUGCCUUGCUUAAAUGGUGGGAAGUGCAUACGACCAAAUCGGUGUUACUGCCCCUCUUCCUGGACUGGACCUGACUGCUCCAGGAAACGGAAGGCUGGAUUCUAUCCCUUUUAACAUCAGAGCAGCAAUUCUACAUUCAGAUAUCUUUCUUCAGCCUAGUCACCAGGUCUUGGAUUCUAAUGCAUUGUAAAUCAAAUCUAUUGUUUCCCUUACCCCACCCCUCCCCAGCAUCCUUGUUUUGUAUUUUAUUUUGUGGUACAUUUUUCAUUUUUUUAAGAAAUCCUCUGUAUUUUUCAUUUAUAAAAGUAUUAUCAAAUAUAUGCUGCUACACAGGUGUCAUACACACAUACACAUACAAACGCAAAGAUUCACAACAAUCCACUGAGGCGGAAGUGAAGUCCCUCCCAUUUCUUACAUUAAGUAAACUAAUUAAACUGUACUAUACUGCCUACCAUGAUUAAACAGAAUAUGGCAAUUCUGCAUACCAGCUGCCAAAGCAUACUACUGUCCAGCAACUCAACAGUAAAGAGUGUUACACAAGGCUGAAUGAGCCACUAAACUCUGCAUUGGGCCUUUCUCUGAACUUAGCUAAAUAAAAAAUAUAACUGUGUGUGAUAAGGUCUGUGUUGUAACCACAGCUCACAUUUCUGGUGAGCAUAAGAAGAAGAUUCUGUAGUGUAGUUUAUGUGACAUUAACUUCAUUGGAGAAUGACUUAGUGGGAGGCAUUGCCAUGAGUUUUACCUCAGAUUUCUUAGUAAAGGAGAUGAGGGAACAUCAGAGAAGAGUGGAUUAAGUCUAGCCAACAAGAACCUUUGAAGCUUUCUGACCUACAGGCUGUUCAGGUGUAGCUCUAAGAUGGAUAAUCAAGGAUCCAGCAGUAGGAAGCAGGUGGAUCUCCGAAACUUGCACUUUCCAUUUGCCAUGGAAUUCAGCACCAGCCUGUAACCACCAUCCCUUUCCUAUAUAAAUGAAGUACAUAUCUACCAGCUAUCUGCUAGGUGAAUGUUUUUGAUAUCUGAGGUUUGGGUCCCAGUAUUUGACUGCCCCUGAGAUGGAGAGGGAAGUUAUGUUUACAGGUGAAAGUUUGCUAUCUGCUUGCCAAAAUGUUGUGGUUUUGUUAUGCAGGAUCCUCAUAAAACUGGAAAAGGCCUCUCUUGAGAACACACACAGGCAGAAAUGCUCAGCUGACUGAGAAAUAUUGAGAGCACACAUGUUAUCAGGUGUUUCUCAUUCUCGAACUGGUGAUCCCAUUGUGUCUGAGUACACUUGAGUACCAUCAUUAAGUCAUGCUCUGAUGAAUUGAAAUGUUAAGAUUUAUGAUUACGUAGGAUGGUGGAAUUACAAGGCAGAAAUCACAUGCAUUUUUCAAAGUCACACGUUUGGUAGUUGUCAUCAGUUAGCAAAAAGUCUGAUCUAUGAAAAAAGAUUUUAGAACUUGAGAGUCAUUGAUCAGAAGCUCCAUUUUUCCCAGUAAUAACAGAAAAGUGUAAUUUGCAGUUAUUGGGAAAGAAAAAAGAGAAAUAAAUUUUACCUUCUGUAGCUUCCUGUUCCUGCUUAGUUACCCUCCAGAUUAAGAGUGUGCAAAACUGCCCCACCCCAAGCCCUUUCAUGGAUGUACCUUCCUUUUAUGCAUGAACCCUGAUACAGGAAAGUGAUACGACACCAAAAUGAGCUCACAGUUACAGUAACAGGGCUCUAGUAAAUACUGACACAAAACUGAUGGCUGUUAGCCCAAGACCAGAAAUGGGGAAGAAAGAAACAAGCAAAGUUUUCAGCCAUUAGGAGCUUUCAGCCAAUUAAAAGAAAAAUAGAUAGUAAAGAAUAGGAGUCAUUAGGGGAUCAGAUUAAUGUGAAUGUAGAUUUCUUCCCAGUGGGAGCUGCAACCAGCUGAAGAGUUGUGGUUAUAGCUCCCACAACCUUCUUUUUCUAAUGGACUCUGCUAGCACGUAGCAAAAAUCUUCUGUCUCCCAGCUCCACAGCCAUCAAUGUUUACAGCUUUGACUGAAGUUAGUGUUCAGUAAGUAAUGUCCACAUUUCAACACACAAUCACCACCCUAUGUAGGCACUUUGUUCCUUGACUUCCUUGCUGCCUUAACAGCAAAUGGAGAGAAGCUGCAGUGAGCAACACAGGACUUCUCAAGGGAAAGAGUGCAUGGGUGAGAAAAGCAGAUCUUUAUUUAUAUGUCAUUCUCAUGUUUUUGUCCCUUUUCCAGUGUGCUUCUCUGGUGUGUCCUCUGACUCUGUCCUGGUAAUCUCCAGAGCAGAACAGCAGUGGUAAGGAGAGUUCUUAGAUCUGGCAGGACAUUGCUGGAGAGUUUAGGGCUGCAGAAUAGCUUUUAGCACCCCAGCUUCACACUAGUGACUAGUACAUGGUGUCCCAUUAUCAACGCAGACAACAUAUUUUUUGUAAGGAGAUGUGGUGUUAGGACAGAAUAGCUGAAACUAGAGGCUGUCAUAUUAGUGCUAUUGAUGAUGUUUUGAUACUUGCUGGAAUAUUUUCCCUUCCCUACCCAGUACUGUAUUGUCAUUUAUGUCACUGUUUGUUGUGUGUUUUAAACGACUUCCAUGUGAUGCACUUUACACUGUAAAUAAAGUUGCACCCUGUUUAGUACCUA